UAUCUUGGUUCUGUGACCAGCCUUGAAUGAGUUAUUUAACUUCUCUGAGCAAUAUUUUUCACGUCUCACUUAUAAACUAGGGAUGAUACUGGUAUAUGAGAUAAUACAUUCUGUGGGCUUAGCACAGUGCGUGAUACACAAAUGUGCAAUAAAUAUUACCUUGUUAUUCUUUUGGGCUCUUUGACUCUCCUGCUUUCCGCACCAGAAAGAAAAAGGAUCAAGUUAGAGGACUCUUGAUUUUUUUCCUAGAGAUUGAGAAUUGGAGGCUGGCAGAAUACAGGAAGAUAAGGCAGGAAUGAAUAAGAUUCAGGGACACUACCAAUCAGAAAACUUUGGUUCUAGGUUCAACUGUGCUGCAAAUUACUGUGAUCUUAGGCAAGCAAUUUCAUUUAGUUUUUCUGGGCUUCAGUUUUUACUCUGUAGAAUGGAGGGGUGGGAAUAUGUUAAACACCAUAAUUCAUUCACUGAAUGCCUAUUAUAUGCAAGGCAUUUUGUUAGGUUCUGUAGGAUAUAUAAAGAUUCCUUACUCCAUUUUGGGGCUCCAUUUUUUUCAAGUCCUGGGCCCAGUAAAAUAGAAUUAGAUAGUCUCAUAGUAUUUGGUUCAGGUCUGCAAGUAUUAAUUGAUCCAACUAUGGACCUGGCAUGGGAGAGGGUACAAGAGAAAUUGGAGAUAUGAUCCUGGACCUAAAAGAGCUUAAUAUCUGAAGAAUCACAGUUGAGAUGAAGGACAAGCAUCCCAACAAGUGGAGUUGGAAAGCCUGGGGGAGCUGCAGGAGAGACAGAGAAGACAGCUCUGUUUGCAUAUUGUCUUUCUUCCCACCAGCCUGUGCUGUGGGAUCUGCUCCAGAGGGAAAAGAGUGUUUGGGCCCUGCAGAUUCUAGUGCAGGCAUACCUGCAUAUGCCCCCAGAAAACCUCCAGCAGCUGGUGCUUUCAGCAGAGAGGGAGGCUGCACAGGGCUUCCUGACACUCAUGCUGCAGGGGAAGCUGCAGGUACCACCAUCCGAGGAGCAGGCCCUGGGUCGCCUGACAGCCCUGCUGCUCCAGCGAUACCCGCGCCUCACCUCCCAGCUCUUCAUUGACCUGUCACCACUCAUCCCUUUCUUGGCUGUCUCUGACCUGAUGCGCUUCCCACCAUCCCUGUUAGUCAACGAGAGUGUCCUGGCUGCCAUCCGGGAUUACAGCCCAGGAAUGAGGCCUGAACAGAAGGAGGCUCUGGCAAAGCGUCUGCUGGCCCCUGAACUGUUUGGGGAAGUGCCUGCCUGGCCCCAGGAGCUGCUGUGGGCAGUGCUGCCCCUCCUCCCCCACCUCCCUCUGGAGAACUUUCUGCAGCUCAGCCCUCACCAGAUCCUAGCCCUGGAGGACAGCUGGCCAGCAGCAGGUCUGGGGUCCGGGCAUGCCUGCCAUAUACUGCGCAGCCUGGUAAACCAGAGUGUCCAGGAUGGUGAGGAGCAGGUACGCAGGCUUGGGCCCCUCGCCUGUUUCCUGAGCCCUGAGGAGCUGCAGAGCCUAGUGCCCCUGGGUGAUCUGAUGGGGCCGGUAGAACGGGGGCUGCUGGAAUGUGCAGCCAACGGGACCCUCAGCCUGGAAGGACGGGUGGCAUAUGAACUUCUGGGGGUGUUGCGCUCAUCUGGAGGUGCGGUGCUGAGCCCCCGGGAGCUGCAGGUCUGGGCCCCGCUCUUCCCUCAGCUGGGCCUCCGCUUCCUGCAGGAGCUGUCAGAGCCCCAGCUUAGAGCCAUGCUUCCUGCCCUCAGGGAGCUAGUGUUACACUUGCUCAGGCUGUCCUGCUGCUUGGACGGCUCCUUCCUAGGCACGAUCUAUCCCUGGAGGAACUCUGCUCCUUGCAUCUUCUGCUACCCGGCCUCAGCCCCCAGACACUCCAGGCCAUCCCUAGGCGAGUCCUGGUUGGGGCUUGUUCCUGCCUGGCCCCUGAACUGUCACGCCUCUCAGCCUGCCAGACCGCAGCACUGCUGCAGACCUUUCGGGUUAAAGAUGGCGUUAAAAAUAUGGGUACAACAGGUGCUGGUCCAGCUGUGUGUGUCCCUGGUCAGGUAAGUGUGAGAUCUCCCAGCUCAGCUCCUCUCCCCAUUUUGGGGCAGUUUCCUAUGGCUGGUGCUGCCUCCCCCAUUACCCUGCAGUGGCCCUGAGAGUUCUGGUUAGCUCUGUACCCAUUAGCAGCCCUCCCCAGUUCCAGAUGCAGGACAGCAUGAUCCACCCACAUUGUCCUAGACUAAUGUCAAAGCCGGGAGGGCCUGGGAAAUCUUCCAGGCCACCCACCCUGCUUUCAGCUGAAAAGACCAAGGCUCAGAGAAGCUAAGGGACUUUGUUCGCCUUGUGCCUAACUGGCAGCAACACCUGACCACAGCAGCCUGCAGUGUGAGGCUCUUAGGCGUUUAUUGCUACAGUGGCAAAUGCCAUUCCACUUCUGUCCCAGCUUUGGUCCCUUUCCACCCCCAUGGUUUCUUUUCU
Messenger RNA from Chlorocebus sabaeus (green monkey), 2467 nucleotides. The record is from RefSeq and is a predicted model, not a curated record. Lineage: Eukaryota; Metazoa; Chordata; Mammalia; Primates; Cercopithecidae.